Messenger RNA from Thlaspi arvense, 522 nucleotides. NCBI's taxonomy places the organism in Eukaryota, Viridiplantae, Streptophyta, Magnoliopsida, Brassicales, Brassicaceae. The record is from the annotation of a GenBank genome assembly.
AUGAACUUCUCUCACAUUAUCUAUCUAAUGGAGACCGCAUUUACCAUCAUAAAAUCUCGCGCUUUGACGAAUAGCAACCCGGAUCUCUGCUUUUGGAACUUACAGGAGUUUCAGAUCUGUUUUCAGUCUCCAACAAAUUGUACUCUUUUUGACAUUGCUGCGUUUCUCAAAAAGUACUGCCCUAGUCUUGAGAAAAUUUCGAUCGAUAUAAAUGAUUUCACAUUUGAACCUUAUAUCUUAUGGGAGCUCUAUCAGAAGCCAAUGGUUCAGAAUGGCAACUACCCUUUGAACUCUAUCAAGUAUGUUGAGAUCAUGGGCUAUAAAAACGGCUGGCAUGAGCUUGAUAUAGUGGAGUUCUUCGUUAGGAAUGCAAAAUCUCUGGAGAAGUUGAAGCUGAUAGAGCCAAGAAACCCAGAGGUCACAGUGUUCGAACCAGAGUAUGAAAGGAUCACCAACAUAAAAAGGUUAUCUCCAAAGAAAGAUCUCAUUGAAUUUACCAAAUCAGGUCGGGCCCAAUCAUGA